AAAGGAUGCAGGAAAUUCUGUUUACAUGUGUCUGUAGCACUGAGCAGCAAGAGGAGCCCAGCGAGCCCAGAGAGUAUGAAAUUAGAUUAAGAAUCAAAACAUGAAUCUAGACUCUGUCCAUAAAUUAUCUGACAAGACACAGGUUUUCAAUAUCCAACAAAGACAGUCUUAUGAACUAGCUGAAGGUAGAAAAGCAACAGGUAACCUCUGUAACUCAAGUUUACCAUCUCAAAGGCUCCAUUCAUACUCCUCUCAUCAUCCUUGUAUGCCUAUUAGUAACAACAAUGACUGGGAGAUUUCUGAAGAGCUCCGACUUCGGGAGCUGGAAGAAGUUAAGACUAGAGCUGCCCAAAUGGAGAAGACCAUGCGCUGGUGGUCAGACUGCACUGCCAACUGGCGGGAGAAAUGGAGCAAAGUUAGAGCAGAAAGGAAUAAAGCCCGGGAGGAAGGGAAACAAUUGAGAAUCAAACUGGAGACCACAAUGAAGGAACUGAAUGCACUGAAAAAGCUAAACCAAGACUUACUAAUUGAAAAGGAAGAGUGGAAAACUGAAGUCACUUGGAAAAAGAAACUCAAUUUCUCAGAUAUGCCCUGUAUGACAGAAAAGGAGUACCAGUUAGUGUGUCUGGAACAAAAACCUGUUAAAGAUGUGAUCAAGAACAAGAUCCUUGUGGUACAAGAAAUGAAUAAGGAUUUGGAGACAACUGAAAACACAUUAAGAAAGAACCAAGGUACGAGAUUCAAUCUGAGGCUUCCUGACUCCUUUGCUCCUCGCAUUGGUCUGGAAAAGCCUAGACAAAAGCUCGACAACAUAGUCCAUCCUCCGGAGAAUGAAUUAAUACAUGUGUCUGCUUUGCAUUUGCAAUUGGAUGAGUCACAGAAAAUCUUACAGAAGGAAGGAGAAAUGCAUUUUUUCCUGGAAAAAGAAGUAGAGAAGCUGGACUCUGAUCUCUCUCAGUGGAAAUGGAAAUAUGAAGAAAUGCGACAGUCCAAGCUGGAGAGCCUGAAACAGCCGAACAUACGACAUGACCUACAGCAAAAUGAAGUGGAAAGGAAUUUUGAAAAUAUAGAGGAUGCAACUGGUGCCCAAACCAAUAUGGACAGAAAGAUGUGUGUAUUAAGAGCAGAGCUGGAGAGACUACAGUCUGAGAAUACCUCUGAGUGGAGAAAGAGAGAAAUACUUGAAACAGAAAAGCAAGGUCUGGAAAGAGAGAAUAGAAGGUUGAAGGCCCAGGUGAAAGAAAUUCAGGAACUUCUGGAUAAGAGAAAUAAACUGCCAUCAAGUAACUUGGGUUCUGAUUUCAAGACAGCACAAAGUGAACUACUGGAAAAAAAUAAGGAGCUCAUUGACCUGCAGCAUGCACACCACAAGCUAAACAAGCAGUAUCAUGAUAAAGUGGCGGAACUGAUGCAUGCAAACAAGAGUGUGGAACAACAUGAGGAUGAGGUUAAGAAGCUGAGAAGUCGGGUGGAAGAUCUAAAAAGAGGGCUAAACCAGGCAGAGGAUAAGCUCGAUGACUCACUAAACCAGAUUCGAAAGCUACAGCGAUCUCUGGAUGAGCAGACAGAGGCAAAUGACAAUUUACAGAUUCAGCUUAAUCAUUUGAAAAGCAGGUACAGUGAAUGUGAUGGACAGGGAAAGAGAGAGGGAUCCCAUGGAGUUUCAGUCCCUAUCUUGAAAAACAUUUCCAGCUGAGAACUAAGAG
Molecule: messenger RNA, 1706 nt
Organism: Gopherus flavomarginatus (Mexican gopher tortoise)
Lineage: Eukaryota; Metazoa; Chordata; Testudines; Testudinidae
Gene: CCDC102B
Product: coiled-coil domain containing 102B
Exons: 9
Coding region: 101-1696 (531 amino acids)
Cellular component (GO): myosin complex
Source: RefSeq, a predicted model, not a curated record